Amblyraja radiata (thorny skate) is the source of this 3080-nucleotide messenger RNA. RefSeq names its product leucine rich repeat containing 58b (gene lrrc58b). The transcript has 4 exons. Lineage: Eukaryota; Metazoa; Chordata; Chondrichthyes; Rajiformes; Rajidae. The record is from RefSeq and is a predicted model, not a curated record. Gene Ontology annotation, molecular function: protein binding. The coding region runs from base 154 to 1233 and encodes 359 amino acids.
UCGUGGUUCAGGCCAUGCGAACUGGAGGCGGGUUAUGGACAAUUCCGAUUCCGGGGCACGGGGCCCGCCGCCCCAGGCCGGACGCUGUUCCAUUGAUAGUUGAGUGAGUGAGUGUUGCCCCCCCCCCCCCUCCCCCUCAUCACCAUAUUGAACAUGUUCGCCUUGCCAGGCUCGGCGAUGGAUGUCUUGGAAAACAUGGAAGGGGACAACGUACUGAACUUGUCCAGGAUGAACCUGGAGACUUUGGUGGCGUUGGAGGACAUCAGCGAGGAGAAGAGGAAGGAGACUCACCAACUGCUGCUGACACACAACAGGUUCACCGUCUUCCCUGGAAACGUCGCCUACUUGAGCAACCUGUUGUUCCUGGACAUUAGCUCCAAUGGGCUGGCCCAUAUCUGCGACCAGAUCUUGGGACUGAGCAAACUUAAGACCUUGAUAGCCAAAAACAACAGGAUGGACGAGUUCUCGCUGCCCAAAGACUUCGGAAAGAUGAACUUGGAGGUUGUCAACUUCAGUGGCAAUCGAUUCGAGGAGGUUCCUCCUCAGCUUCUAGAAUUGCAAAGACUCAAGUCUCUCUCACUUGGGGGAAACAGGCUUAAAACCAUCCCAGCAGAGAUAGAGUACUUAACCAGCCUGGAGCUGUUGUACCUGGGUGGGAAUGGGAUUCUAUCCAUCCCGCCGGAACUUGCCAACCUGCCUUACCUCAGCUACCUGGGACUGUGUGACAACCAGAUUCAAGGCCUUCCACCGCAGCUUGCGCAGCUGAAUUCUCUGCGGUCACUCAGCCUUCACAACAACUUGCUCACAUACCUUCCUCAAGAAAUCCUCACCCUGGUGCACCUGCAGGAGCUGAGUCUCCGCGGCAACCCCCUGGUGGUGCGGUUCGUCAAGGACUUCAUCUACAACCCUCCGUCGCUGCUGGAGCUGGCUGGCCGCAUUGUCAAAUCCCGCAACUUCCAGUACUCUCACAAAGACAUGCCCGCAAACCUGGUCAGCUACUUGGAUUCUGCCAGCAAGUGCCCCAAUCCCAAGUGUGCAGGAGUUUACUUUGACUCGUGUGUCCGGCACAUCAAGUUUGUCGACUUCUGUGGCAAGUACCGCCUGCCCCUCAUGCACUACCUGUGUUCCCCGCAAUGCUACUCGCCCUGCAGCUCCAACUCUCAGAGCGACUGUGACUCUGACGAAGAGUUCAACAUCCCCCAGCACCGGAUGCAGAAGGUUCUCCUUGGUUAACGGCCGUUCCCGGCGCUCGCCUGAGGAUUUGGAUGACUGUAAUCCUGGCUGACUUGAACCUGUCGAAUGCAACACAACAUGUCAGGGUUUUAUUCAAUCCAAUCGUGAAACAAUUACACUAACAUUCAAACCUCCCCAUCAGAUUUGCAGUUUAUUGGAUUAUUCUUAAUCUUUGAAGUAUUAUCACAGACUCUUAAAUAUUUGUAUUAAAGGACUAUAUUUUUAUGCCAGUGAUUUUGAAAUGUUCCUGUAAUUCUUUAUUGGAUUUGCAAAGAGUUAUUUUAAAUAACAAUAGUCUAAAAUAUUAUGUAAAGCACAGCUUUAAUGCGUCAAAUUAUUACUAAACUUUUGCUAAUGUUUGCUUUUGAGGAGAUCCUGUCUGUAAAAUAGAAUAUACCAAGCAGAAGGUAGACAAAAAAUGCUGGAGAAACUCAGCGGGUGAGUUUCGACCCGAAAGGGUCUCGGCCCGAAACGUCGCCUAUUCCUUCUCUCCAUAGAUGCUGCCUCACCCGCUGAGUUUCUCCAGCAUUUUUUGUCUACCUUCGAUUUUUCCAGCACCUGCAGUGCUUUCUUAAAUAUACCAAGCAGAGAAUUGUUUUUGAUUUUUGACAAACUGGGUUUAAAUUGUGGAGCCAUGUCCUUUGCUAGAAUAGUUACUUUGGCAGCAGCCUUGUAGUGAAUGCUGGUCCUUGCUUGUUUCCAGUCAAGGACACUCACCUUUCAACAUCUCUACUAUAUUUCCCUGUGUCACAGAAUACAGAACAACACCGCACCAUUUGGCCCAUGCAUCUCGUCAUUAAAAAAUAAGUUGCAAGCCAUUGAGGAAAUGCUGGACACUUGUUGGUGUCCAUCGUAAGGUUCCUCUCGUGGUAUACAUUCUUCAUAAGUUAUAUGAAGGAGAAUUUGGCCAUUUGGCUCAUCAAGUCUACUCUGCCAUUCAAUCAUGGCUGAUCUAUCUCUCCCUCCUAACCCUAUUCUCCUGCCUCCUCCCCAUAACCCCUGACAGCCGUACUAAUCAAGAAUCUAUCUAUCUCUGCCUUAAAAAUGUCCAUUGACUUGGCCCCCCCCCAUUCAUCCAUUUGAAAUUGGUUGUGUUGCGUGUGGAUUGGUUACCUGACAGAAAGCAUGAACGCUUCACAUUGGUUUAUGUCGGACAUUCCCUGAACUCGUCUAUCGAUGGCAAUGGGGACAGAGAGAAACAUGCCGUUUAUACAUACAACGCUGGGAGAAAAUUUCCCCAGCUGUGAACUUGUACACCGUGUGGGAUUUAUUGUUUAUUAUUGCUUUCAUCGAAGUGUUUGGAAAAUAAUAUUUGAGUUCCAUUUCAUCUGGUGCUGUUCAAAUUAAUCAAGUCCUGUUCCCAGUUUCACGUAGACUGGUGUUUUACCGUUUUAAUGCUGGAGUUAUGCUAUUGAAAGGAACAAAUGGGACUUUAGUGAUGGAACAGUCUACCGCAACAAAGUGUGUAAGAUGGGAUAUAAAACAGAUUUAUUCUAAUGUAGAGCCAGUUUAUUAAAUAACACUGGAGACUAUUCAAAUGUUAGGGUGAAACCUUGAAUAAAAUGCACAAUGUGGACAAACUUGUUGAGAGUUUGGGGGCUUGUGUGGUGCAAAUUAAUUUAUUUUAUUUGAUUCACAAUAUUUGACAAGAUACUCGUGACGUGUUUUGAGAAUGCGGCCGAGCUGAAACUGGGGCUCGAGAUUCAGCCGCAUCUUUCUUAGCUGUGAAUCAACAAAAUAAAAAGACCAUUGUUUUACUUAAAAAGAAUCAAACUCCUUGCAUUCAGAAGGAGGAUUUUUUUUUUUGCGUUGUUCAUUGCAGAACUGAAUAAAAAUCAUGAAUUAUA